AUGUACCUUAUGGCAAAAUUUGUAUUUCCUUUUUUGGUGCUUAUGCUACUAAUGGAAAAGAUUACUUCUCUAGUGGAGUUUACCAACUUGAAGUGUGACACUGUCAACAAGGAUAUAGCUGAAUUCGAAUAUUGCACUUUGAAGUCGAUAAAUCGAACCUACAAAUACGCAACGGCUAAGAUAAAGCUGCAUCAAAUUCCAAUUACCAGAGCAAAGGUUAAUUUCGGAUUGUACAAACGUCUUAAUGGCUAUAAGCCUUUCUUGUACAAUCAAACCAUAAAUGCUUGCACUUUCUUUAAGAACCAGAGGGCCAGUCCAGUUGCCAAGUAUUUUUACGACAUUAUCAAGGGAGUUUCGAACCUCAACCAUUCCUGUCCAUAUAAUCACGAUAUUAUAAUUGAUAAACUAUCCACUGAAAUCAUCAAUUACCAUUCUACACAAGUUUUGGCUUACCCGGAAGGAAAUUACAUGUUAGAGUCUCAUUGGAUACUCAAUGACAACCCAGCCAUAAUAGUCCAGGUGUACCUGUCUCUUUCUUAA
Molecule: messenger RNA, 540 nt
Organism: Drosophila eugracilis
Lineage: Eukaryota; Metazoa; Arthropoda; Insecta; Diptera; Drosophilidae
Exons: 4
Coding region: 1-540 (179 amino acids)
Source: RefSeq, a predicted model, not a curated record